AUGACCCCGCCGCGCUGUCUCGUCCGAGGCUCUUUGAACAACGACGAGUAUCUUCACGUGAAAAAUCUCGUUCGUGCAGGUGAAACGAUAUUCUCGACCAAAUAUGAGCGUCGGGCCGGCGGCAAGGGCGCAAACCAGGCAGUCGCCAUCGCAAAAGCUGGUGGGCGCGUAGAUCUCCUGGGCUCGGUCGGGGAAGACGGUAUAUGGCUCAUCCAAUAUCUCCAAGCCAUCGGGGUCAGCACCGACAAUGUCUCCGUAGUCGAGACACAUACAGGGCGCGCGAUGAUCCAAGUUGCGGACGACGGCGAGAACAGCAUCAUCCUCUAUCCGGGAGCCAAUUUCUAUCCAUUACCCCUCCCUCGUGCACUCGAUUCAAGAUACACUCAUCUUCUCCUCCAAAACGAAGUCUUGUUCUCAUCAACACAAACCUAUCUCCGCCUCUCCAAGUCCUGCAACCCUCCGAUCAUCAGUAUCUUCAACCCAUCGCCCAUCCCGUCCAAAGAACAGGUCGCCCAAUUUCCGUGGAGUAACCUGGACUGGCUCAUUGUCAAUCAAGGCGAAGCGACUGCUCUAUGUGAGAUCCUCACCGAGGAAUCAAUCCUCAAAGAUACACCCAUUUCUGAAAUCAUUGCGAAGCUCUGCGACGCGCCUGCAUUCUAUCCAUCCACCAAUAUCAUAUGUACUCUGGGUGCUAAAGGCGUCUUUGCUCAUACUCUACAUGGGACGAUUGUCGUUCCUGCUGCAUCUCUCCGAGGGCCCGUCAUAGACACGACAGGCGCAGGCGAUUGCUUUACGGGCUUCUUUGUGGCUGGCUUGAUGGAACACUCGGCGAACAAAGUUAGUACGACUUUGUCGUUACCCGAACUCGAGUCCAUCCUACGGACGUCCGUGGAGGCCGCCGGGAUAUGCGUACAGAGAAGAGGGACCAUAGAAAGUAUUCCUACUCGAAAAGAACUUACCCAAUGA
Messenger RNA from Pleurotus ostreatus (oyster mushroom), 966 nucleotides. RefSeq lists its product as uncharacterized. Gene Ontology annotation, biological process: D-ribose metabolic process. The record is from RefSeq and is a predicted model, not a curated record. Gene Ontology annotation, molecular function: ribokinase activity. The transcript has 6 exons. Lineage: Eukaryota; Fungi; Basidiomycota; Agaricomycetes; Agaricales; Pleurotaceae. The coding region runs from base 1 to 966 and encodes 321 amino acids.